This is a messenger RNA of Cyphellophora attinorum, 2043 nucleotides long. RefSeq names its product Chromatin structure-remodeling complex subunit snf21. Gene Ontology annotation, biological process: positive regulation of transcription by RNA polymerase II. The coding region runs from base 1 to 2043 and encodes 680 amino acids. The transcript is spliced from 2 exons. Gene Ontology annotation, cellular component: nucleus. Gene Ontology annotation, molecular function: histone binding; ATP-dependent chromatin remodeler activity; DNA binding. Lineage: Eukaryota; Fungi; Ascomycota; Eurotiomycetes; Chaetothyriales; Cyphellophoraceae. The record is from RefSeq and is a predicted model, not a curated record.
AUGGAAUUGACCGAAGAAGAGUCACUGCUUGUUAUCCGACGUCUCCACAAGGUGUUGCGACCCUUCCUGCUGCGUCGUCUAAAGAAAGACGUCGAGAAAGACUUGCCCGACAAGCAAGAGCGGGUUGUGAAAUGUCGAUUCUCUGCCCUGCAGACGAAACUCACCUACCAGCUGAUGACACACAACAAGCUUGCUGUUGCCGACGGUAAGGGCGGCAAGACGAGCAUGCGCGGACUGAGCAAUAUGCUUAUGCAGCUGCGCAAGGUCUGCAAUCACCCAUACGUCUUCGAGCCCGUUGAGGACCAGAUGAAUCCGACAAAGGCCACAAACGACUCGAUAUGGCGCACAGCUGGAAAGUUCGAGUUGCUUGAUCGAGUGCUGCCCAAGUUCGAAGCCACCGGGCAUCGUGUCCUUAUGUUCUUUCAGAUGACGCAGAUCAUGAAUAUCAUGGAAGACUUCCUGCGCUUGCGCGGCACUCAUUACCUACGACUGGAUGGUGGCACCAAGGCCGAAGACCGGAGCGAGCUCUUGAGACUCUUCAACGAACCAGGAUCGAAGUAUCAGAUCUUCCUCUUGUCGACUCGAGCAGGUGGUCUCGGUCUCAAUCUCCAGACUGCUGACACUGUCAUCAUCUACGAUUCGGAUUGGAAUCCUCACCAGGAUCUUCAAGCACAAGACAGAGCUCAUCGCAUUGGUCAAAAGAACGAGGUGCGCAUCCUGAGACUCAUUAGUUCCAACUCGGUCGAGGAGAAGAUUCUGGAGCGUGCACAGUUCAAGCUCGACAUGGACGGCAAGGUCAUUCAGGCCGGUAAGUUCGACAACAAAUCUACCGCGGAAGAGCGAGACGCCUUCUUGAAGACGCUCCUGGAAGCAGCCGAAGCAGCCGAACAUCUUGGCGAGCAAGAGGAGAUGGAAGACGAUGAUCUGAAUAUGAUAAUGGCUCGCUCGGAUGAAGAACUUGCGCUGUUCCAGGAAAUGGACAAGGAGCGCAACGCUAAGGAUCGCUACGGCCCCGAUAAGCCUCUGCCCCGCUUGAUGGGCGAGGACGAGUUGCCAGAGAUCUACAUGGCCGAGGAGAAUCCCCAGCCAGAGGUCACGGAGGAGGAAUAUGCUGGUCGCGGUGCUCGAGUCAAGACGCAAGUGCGGUACGACGAUGGGCUCACCGAAGAGCAGUGGCUCGCUGCGGUUGACGACUCAGACGAUUCCAUUGGUGAAGCGGCAGCUCGAAAGCAAGCUCGCAUCCACAAGCGUCGGACGAACAAGGAGAAGCGAGAACGACGAGCUGCUGGCAUCAUGUCCGAUUCAGAGCCUGAUCCGGAGAGCGAGGAUGAGCCGGAGCCAGAACCUGAACCACAGCCGAAGAAGCGUGGUCGUAAACCGACUGGCAAUAAGCGCAAAGCUGAAGACGACAUUCCGGAAGAAACACCACCCACGAAGAAGAAGCGCGGUCGUCAGCCGAAAGUGAUCGACAAUCUCAGCUCGGGCGAUCGAGCUAUGCUUCAGAAGGCGCUCAAGUCAGUGUAUGACGCUCUGCAAGCUCUCGAAGUGCCAGAUAGCGACCCUGAACCCCAAUCGGACGAUGAAAGUGACGAUGGGCCAGCGACCAGGCUAGUGAUCGGUCCUUUUAUGGAGCUGCCGCCUAAGAAAGCCUUCGCAGAUUACUAUCUGGUGAUCCCGGAGCCAAUCGCAAUGGACGUAAUUGAGAAGAAGAUCGAUCAAAAUCGGUACUCCAGUUUGAGGGCCAUGCAGGAUGACAUUGGACUUAUGGCGAGGAACGCGCGGACGUACAAUGAGGACGGAAGCUUGUUGUUCGAAGAUGCUAAUACUAUUGAGAAAACAUGCAAUGACCUUAUUGCGAAGCAGAUCGCCGCUCACCCAGGCCUUGCUGCGCUGGAAGACGGGCAAUCAACGGCAGCCGGUUCAGCGAACGGCACGCCUCGUGCGAGCGUCGCACCGGCGGGUGGCACCAAGUUGAGAUUGACCAUGGGCGGAGGUGGCGCAAUCAACGGCGGCGGUGCUAGUGGUGACAGCAGCGCGAACUAA